Molecule: messenger RNA, 16910 nt
Organism: Cynoglossus semilaevis (tongue sole)
Lineage: Eukaryota; Metazoa; Chordata; Actinopteri; Pleuronectiformes; Cynoglossidae
Gene: fat4
Product: FAT atypical cadherin 4
Exons: 17
Coding region: 703-15618 (4971 amino acids)
Biological process (GO): homophilic cell-cell adhesion; cell migration; multicellular organism development
Cellular component (GO): plasma membrane; catenin complex
Molecular function (GO): cadherin binding; calcium ion binding; beta-catenin binding
Source: RefSeq, a predicted model, not a curated record
AGUCGUCAUUAGGUGCUAAGUUUCCUGCCUCUUUAGAUUGACGUCCUUAUCCAGGAGCCCAGACAGCAGCCGGAUUGCUGCACACAGAGGGGGUAAGAGGCUGAGGCAGGGCGGGCAAAAGCGCACCGCCAUCCAAUGAGAUCAGUGAUGGGAGGGAGUUUGUGGAACUCCUGCUUUGUCCUAACUUACUGUUGGACUCCUGAACACAAUAUGACUGAAGCGCCUGUACCGUUAUUCCACGGGACGUUGCGUGGGCUCAGCCGUCUGCACACACACACUGGCCGUCUGCGCUCUAACUUUGGAUAAACUUUUGUUUUCACGGAGCUCAGAGGAGCCGGAGGAUCUUCUGUCGUCUUUGCCUUUUUAGGGAUCGUUUGAUUCCUUACCGAAAAUAAUGCUGUAAUUGGAGAAGUUGAAGUGAAACUUUUUUCCUCAUCUGCAGGAUUCAUUCUCUCCAUUCAGAGGAUUAAGUCGCACUGGAAGAGUGCUCUCCUCUCUGCAGCAGAGAGGAGAGAAAAACACUUCACUGGACAAGUUGCAGACGGAAAGAGCGUGGAAAGAACUGUUGUUGCGUUUUUGUUUUAUUUUAAUCUUACUUUUGCACAAUGCUGGAGUGACCUUUUCGGACUAAACGAGCUCAGAAAAGUUGAUGCAUCAUCCGGCAUGGACUCUGUCUGAGAAAGGAGGACUGGCUCACUGACCAUGGCGCACACAGGUAGGAGUUUGGGCCGGUUUCACUUCAUUCUGCUGAUGCUUUGGACUUUAUCGCGGUACUCCGCAUCCAGCCAAAUCCGCCAAGAGUUUCGUGUAUUGGAGGAACAGCCCGUGGGCACCUAUGUGGGCACCAUAGAGACCAAGCCCAGCUUCACGUACCGCUUCAGCGAGCACCACAAACUUUUUGCCAUCAAUGGCACCACAGGUGUCAUUUUCACCUCCUCGGUGAUUGACAGGGAGGUCCUGACAAGUGAUGUCAUCAAUGUAGUGGUGCUGUCCAGUCAACCCACCUAUCCCACAGAAGUGCGGAUCGUAGUUUUGGAUAUUAAUGACAACUCACCGGUGUUUCCAGACGCCUCCAUUGUCGUUUCCUUUAAGGAGGACGCGAGCAGCGGCCGGCAGGUGAUCCUGGACACUGCCACUGACGCAGACAUUGGAAGUAACGGAGUUGAUCACACCACGUACAGAAUAGUAAAAGGCAACGAGCGGAGGAAAUUUCGCCUGGAUAUUACAGUCAAUCCAAGUGGAGAGGGCGCGUUCCUGCACCUCGUCUCCACUGGAGGCUUGGACAGAGAGUUCACUCCUUUCUACCAGCUGCUGAUUGAAGUGGAGGACAAGGGAGACCCCAAAAAGUUUGGCUACCUGCAAGUAAAUGUGACUAUUCAGGACAUAAAUGACAACCCCCCUCUGUUUGAACAAGAGCAAUAUCAUACCAGUGUUUUUGAGGAUACAGCAGUAGGGUCCAGUGUCCUGCAGGUCACAGCAUCAGAUCAGGACGAGGGAGCCAAUGCUGAAAUCAGGUACUUUUUAGAUGAGGGCACACCUUUCCAAAUAGACCCCAAAGUGGGUAUUAUCACUAUAAAAGAAGUUUUGGAUUAUGAGACUAAAAAAGAGUAUUCACUGACUAUUCAUGCAGUAGAUAACGGGAUGCCCUCUUUGUCAGGCAGAACAGAAGCCACAAUUAAACUUCUAGAUGUAAAUGACAACGACCCGGUGGUCAAAUUUAGAUAUUUUCCCACAACUUCUAAGUUUGCCUCAGUUGAUGAAAAUGCUCAAAUAGGUACAGUUGUGGCUCUGCUCACCGUCUCAGACUCAGACUCCGGCACUGCUAAUGGCAACAUAUCUGUUUCUAUCUUAGGAGGCAACGAGCAGAGGCACUUUGAAGUGCACACAUCCCCAGUGCCCAAUUUGAGUCUGAUCAAAGUAGCUAGUGUGUUAGACAGGGAGAGAAUUUCCUCGUACAACCUCACUGUGUCAGUGUCAGACAAUGGCAAACCUAUGGCACGCUCGUCCUUUGCCAGUUUGGUUAUUUUUGUGAACGAUAUAAAUGACCACCCUCCUAUAUUUCAGGAAACACUGUACAGAGUAGAUAUCAGUGAAGACAUACCAAAAGGCAGCUACAUUAAAGGGGUUUCUGCAACAGAUGGUGACUCCGGGCAGAAUGCCAACCUGCGCUACUCCCUGGUGUCUGGAAAUGCUUUGGGCUGGUUUUCCAUCAGUGAAAACAGUGGUCUGGUUACCAGUGCAGCUUUGCUGGAUAGGGAAAUAGCGUCUGAAAUUGUGCUCAACAUUAGUGCCAAAGACCAGGGGCUGCAGCCCAAGAUUUCCUACACUAAAUUGAUAAUCAACAUCACUGAUGUGAAUGACCAAGUGCCCACAUUUACUCAGAGCACAUAUCAUGUUUCUCUGCCGGAGCAUGCUCCUGCUGGCACUGAGCUGGUGGUGCUGUCUGCCUCAGAUGAUGACCGAGGGGCCAAUGGAACUGUCCGGUUCACUUUUGAUGCAGAGACUCCAGCCAAUGUCCAGGAGCUGUUUCGCCUGGAUGCAGUGUCAGGGCGAUUAAGCACAGCCGUGGAGUUAGACAGGGAGGAUCAGGGCUCCUACUUACUCCACAUCCAGGCAGCAGAUGCAGGCACCCCCCCUUUACACUCUUUAGGAAAAGUCAACAUCACUCUGAGAGAUAUCAAUGACAAUAGGCCAGUUUUCUACCCUGUGCAGUAUUUUGCCAAUGUAAAAGAAAAUGAGCCUUCAGGCUCUUAUGUGACCACAGUUUCAGCCACAGAUCCCGAUUUAGGUCGAAAUGGCACAGUCAGAUAUAUAAUUACAGCUGGAGAUGCUUCCAAAUUCCGCAUUAAUAGCAACACAGGGAAAAUUACCACUCUGGUGCCUCUGGAUAGGGAGGAAAAGACUGCUUACCAGCUGCAGGUGACAGCAGCAGAUGGUACUGGUCUGCGUUCAGACACUCAGGCCAUUGUGACUGUUACUGUCAUAGACACACAGGACAACCCUCCAGUAUUUGGUCAAAACAUCUACAGCUUUGUCAUGUUUGAAAAUGUUGGCAUUGGCACAGUGAUAGGGACAGUGUCAGCCACCACGGUGGAUUUAAACACAAACAUUUCAUAUCUGAUCACCUCUGGUGACCAAAGGGGAAUUUUUGCUGUUAACAGUGCAGGUCAGAUCACAGCGUCCAGUCAGGUAGACAGAGAAGAACAAGGUUUUUAUCAGCUGAAAGUAGUGGCCAGAGCUGGAGAGAUCACUGGAGAGGCAUUUGUUAAUGUGACAGUGAAGGACUUAAAUGAUAAUGCCCCUCAUUUUAUCCAUGCUGUGGAGCAUGUGAGUGCAGUGGAGAACUGGAGCACAGGUCAUGUCAUAUUCCAGGCCAAAGCUGCAGAUCCUGACGAGGGACCGAAUGGUGUGGUGGUCUACAGCCUCAAACAAAACCCCAGAGGUCUGUUUCAUAUUCAUGAGAAACAUGGUCUCAUCACACUGACCAGCCCACUAGAGGUCACCACUAGCUCUUAUGAGGUGGAGGUCAUGGCCUCAGACAUGGGGGUCCCACAGCACACCUCCAGCCUUAUCCUUAUCAUCAGUGUUUAUGACGUGAAUGACAACUCACCAGUCUUUGACCAGCUAUCAUAUGAAGUCAUAAUCCUGGAGUCUGAGCCUGUCAACAGCCGCUUUUUUAAAGUGGAGGCCACCGACAAAGACUCUGGUUUCAAUGGAGAGAUUAUCUACAACAUCGUUGGUGGCAACACUGGUGACGUGUUUGGCAUUUUCCCUGACGGCCAUCUGUAUAUCAAAGCAGAGCUGGACAGAGAGAUGCAGGACAGAUAUAACUUAGUAAUCUUGGCCAAGGACAGAGCUGUGGAACCGUUAAGUGCCACCGUCAAUGUCAGCGUGAUUCUUGAUGAUGUAAAUGACAACCGCCCUCUCUUUAACAGCACAAAUUAUGUGUUUCAUUUUGAGGAAGAGCAGAAAAGGGGGUCACUGGUUGGUCGGGUUUGUGCAGAGGAUAAGGACUUUGGACCAAACAGUGAUGUCAGAUAUACCUUUGAGAACCCGCAGCCCAAUUUUGAGCUGAAUGCCGUCACAGGAGAGUUGACCAGCACACUGCAGCUGGAUCGUGAGUCUCUCAUGAGACAGAGAGGCGCCGCUGUGUUCAGCUUUGUGGUCAUUUCAUCAGACCAGGGUCUCCCCAAGCCCCUCAGAGACCAGGCUAAAGUGCAGGUUUACAUUCAAGACAUCAAUGACAACACGCCUAAAUUCACCAAAGACAUUUACCAGGCCUCCAUCUCAGAGUCGGCUCAAAACAUGACACAGUUGCUGAGAGUCUCAGCUUCUGAUGUGGAUGAGAAUAAUAAUGGACUGGUGCGUUAUCGCAUCACUGAGGGCAAUGAGGAGGAGCAGUUUACCAUUGACAGCAGCUCUGGACAGGUUACAUUAGUAGGAAAGCUGGACUAUGAAUCUACAUUCUCCUAUUCUCUGAAAAUCUUAGCUGUUGAUGCUGGAGACGUGCCCUUGUCCUCCUCAUGUAUGCUCAGUAUCAGUGUCCUGGAUGAGAAUGAUAAUUCCCCAUCCUUCCCUAAAUCUUCCCUGUCUGUGGAUGUCUUGGAGAACAUGAGGAUAGGAGAGUUGGUGGCCUCUGUGACAGCUACUGAUGCAGACUCCGGUCAGAAUGCAGACAUUAUCUACAGCAUCACAGCUACGAACAACCAUGGCACUUUCAGCAUCAGCCCUAACACUGGCAGCAUCUUUCUGGUCAAAAAGCUGGACUUUGAAACACAGUCAUUUUACAAACUUAACAUUACGGCCAAAGAUAACGGGAGGCCUCCUCGCUCAUCCUCCAUCCCUGUGGUGAUCCAAGUCAGGGAUUUCAAUGACAAUCCUCCCAUAUUUACUCCUGGUGACAUUUUCAAAUCCAUUCCUGAGAAUCUUCCACUUUCAUCCUCGGUCAUGAUCAUUACAGCUCAUGACACAGAUGCGGACAUUAAUGGGCAGCUGGAGUAUUCCAUUGUCCAGCAGAUUCCCAGAGGAAACCACUUUAACAUUGACUCGGGCAGUGGACUCAUUUACACCAACAGAGAAAUUGACAGGGAGUUCUCUAAUCUGUUUGAGCUGACAGUCAAAGCCACAGACCAGGCGUUUCCAGUAGAAUUCCGCCGCUUUGCCUUGAAAAACGUCACAAUAUGGGUAACAGACCUGAAUGACAAUGUUCCGACUUUUGUAUCACAGAACGCCCUCGUGGCUGAGCCCAACAUUGUUAUCGGCUCCAUUCUGACAACAGUGGUGGCAGUUGACCCUGAUGACGGGGCAAAUGGUGAAGUGGAGUAUGAGCUUGUAGAAGGAGAUUCAGACACCUUCAUCAUGGACAGGUACAGCGGGGACAUUCGUCUGGCUUCCCAGCUGGUUCCAUCUCGACUCAUGUACACACUCGCCGUAUCAGCCACUGACCACGGCACCAACCGCAGGAUGUCCAGGACUGAGCUGACUAUCAUCCUCCAAGGCAUGGACGGCCCUGUUUUCUCCCAGCCCAAGUACAUCACCAUCUUAAAGGAAGGCCAGCCACCUGGCACCAAUGUCAUCUCCCUUGAUGCGUCAAGUCCACGGGGCUCAGCGACCAAAGUGGAGUAUUUCAUUGUGGCAGUGCGCAGUGGGGGAAAAGCUGUGGGUCGCCUGUUCACCAUUGGCCGCAACACUGGAGUGAUACAGACCGCAGCAGAGUUGGACAGAGAGAAGGGUUCUGAUCUGUACCUGGUGGAUGUGUACGCCAUUGAGACUGACGUCAAUCUACCUAGAACUCAACGUGCUGAGGUGGAGAUCACGCUGCAGGACGUCAACGACAACCCGCCUGUUUUCCCUAAUGAUAUUCUGGAUGUAACCAUUGAAGAGAACGUCGGAGAUGGCUUCAAGAUAAUGCAGCUAACAGCCACGGAUGCAGACGAGGGUCCAAAUGCUCUGGUGACCUACACCAUCAUUAGUGGGGCAGAUGACAGUUUCCGGAUCGACCCCGAAUCUGGUGAUCUGAUCGCCACCAAAAAACUGGAUCGGGAACGCCGCUCCAAAUACUCACUCCUUGUGCGUGCAGAUGAUGGAAAGCAGUCGUCUGAUAUGAGGCUCAACAUCACAGUCGAGGACAUCAAUGACCACACACCCAAAUUUUCCCGUGCUACCUAUUCUUUUGAUAUUCCUGAGGACAUGGCACCAGGCUCCAUUGUGGCGGCCAUCCUGGCCAGUGAUUCUGACUCGGGGGUCAAUGGAGAAGUCACUUAUUCGCUUGAGGAAGACGAUGAAGAUGAGACCUUCCUCCUGAACCCGGUGACGGGAGUUUUCAAUGUGACUCGUUCCCUUGACUUUGAGACCCAGCAGUAUUACAUUCUGACAGCGAAGGCCCAGGACGGAGGCGGGCAGGCUAGCACUGUCAGAGUCUACUUUAAUGUUCUGGACGUGAACGACAACCCGCCCAUUUUUAACACCAGUGUUUACAGCGCGUCUGUCUCUGAGAGUCUGCCGCAGGGAUCCAGUAUCAUCACUGUUGGAGCCACUGAUGCUGAUGAUGGACCUAAUGCUCAACUACUCUACAAUAUCGCCUCUGGAGAUCCCCAGGGUCACUUUGUCAUCAACAAGGAAGGAGUCCUUCAAACAAAGAAGCUUCUGGAUCGAGAAACACAAUCCUUUUAUAAUCUGGUGAUCACAGUGAACGACCUGGCUCCGCCCCCUAUGACCCGCUUCACCAGCACUGCUCAGGUGUCGAUUAUUUUGCUGGAUGUCAACGACUGCCCACCGACCUUUACCUCCCAGAAGAUGACCUACAUCCAAGAGAACACGCCUGUGGACACUGUAGUAUUCACCGCACAGGCAACAGAUGCAGACAGUGGACCCAACAGCUACGUUGAGUACUCUCUCAGAGGACCUCACGGAAACAAGUUCAGCAUCGGUAAUGUUGAUGGAGAUGUCAGGCUGGUUGGGGAACUUGACCGUGAGGAGUUUUCCAACUACACUAUAACAGUUGUGGCAACAGAUAAGGGAGAACCGCCUCUGUCUUCAACCAUGGAUGUGACCAUGAUGGUACUGGAUGUCAAUGAUAACACACCAAGUUUCUCACAAAAUAUAUAUGACAUUGAGAUUGAGGAGAGCACCUUGACAGGAACCGAUAUCAUCCAGGUGUUUGCCAGCGAUGCAGACGAGGGCACUAGUGGACAAAUUCGAUUUUCCAUUUCAGAAGGAAACAUAAAUUCUGAUUUCAGGAUUGACUCAGUCACUGGGGUGAUUUCAGUCGCCAAGCAGCUGGACAGGGAAGCACACUCCUCCUACUCACUGGUAGUUCAAGCCUCAGACCGUGGCAACAACCCCAGGGUGGACCGUGCAACAGUCAACAUUGUGUUGUUGGACGACAAUGACUGCUCACCUGUGUUUGAGCUGUCGCCGUACAUCGUCAACGUGCAGGAAAACCUUGAACGUCUGCCGCAAAAUAUUUUGCAGGUUGUUGCCAGAGAUGACGACCAGAGUGCCAACAGCCAGCUAAGCUACAUGCUGAGUGGAGGGAAUGACGAUGGAACGUUCAGUCUGUCGUCUAGUGGUCAGCUGAGCCUGACCCAGACUCUAGACCGAGAAGUUCAGGGCCAAUAUGUCCUCCUGGUCACGGCCACCGACUCAGGAUCUCCUCCACUGAGCGGAACAGGGACUGUGACUGUUCUGGUAGACGAUGAGAACGACAACACCCCCGUCUUCAGCUCCUCCACAUUCUACACCACCAUCGCGGAGGAUGCACCCACAGGGACAGACGUGCUGCUCGUCAACAGCUCGGAUGCAGAUGUGGGCAUGAACGGCGUCAUAAGCUACAGCCUAUCAGGAGGACACAGCCAGUUCUCUAUCAACCCAGCCACAGGACAGAUUAUCACUAGCUCUCUACUGGACCGAGAGGACAGGGCUAAUUACCAACUGCUGGUCGUGGCCACUGACGGAGGGCAGCCCGAGGGCUUGUCCAGCUCGACCACGGUGUCAGUGACGGUUUCAGACAUCAAUGACAACCCUCCACGCUUCCACCACCAUCCUUAUGUCACUCACAUUCCUGCCUCCACUGCUGCUGGGUCCUUGGUCUUUGCUGUCACUGUCACUGAUGAGGACUCAGGCUCCAAUGCACAGUUGCACUAUUCCCUUAUGGGCCGAAACUCAGAAAAAUUCAAGAUAGACCCAGUCAGAGGGGCCAUUACUGCCAAUGAAAAGCUGACAGGAACUUCAGAGGUGACCCUCACAGUUCGAGUGAAGGAUGGUGGAGCUAAUCCCAAAACAGAUACAACCACUGUGACUGUCCGCUUUGUUACUGGAGGGAACUUCCCUGUCAUCAAGGUGAAGGAACGUGUGUUCACGUUCCCUGAGAACCAGCCGACCAAUCACAUAGUUACCUCAGUGGGUGGGUCUUCCAUGAGAGGUGGCUCCCUGUCAUAUUACAUCGCCAGUGGAAACCUGGAUAAUGCUUUUCACAUUGACCAGCUAUCUGGGGAACUGUCCAUCAGACACUCUUUGGAUUAUGAGCAGAUCCAGAAGUAUGUUCUCUGGGUUGAGGCUAGAGAUCAGGGUUUCCCACCUUAUUCCUCUUAUGAAAAAGUGGAAAUCAAUGUGCUGGAUGUAAAUGACAAUCACCCUGUGUUUGAUAAGGAUCCCUUCCAUGCUGAAAUACUGGAAAACGUUUCACCUCAGAGAGUGUUAAUUGUCUCUGCUCUUGAUCUAGACAGCGGGCCUAAUGGCCAGCUGGAAUAUGCCAUCAUUGACGGCAACAAGGAAAACAGCUUCAGCAUCACUCGAGCAACUGGUGAAAUUAGAACCACCAGGCCUCUUGAUCGGGAGAAAGUGGCUCAGUAUUCUUUGAAGGUAAAAGCUACAGAUCGGGGGUUGCCUCCUAAAAGCACAGCUGUCAAAGUGGUAAUCACUGUCUUGGACGUAAAUGACAAUGCUCCAAAGUUCUCCAAAAUCUUCAGUGCUGCAGUGGCUGAAAAUGCCCCCGUGGGUUACGUUGUAACCAGGGUCACCACCACAGAUGAAGAUGCUGGUUCAAAUGCCAUUAGCAGAUAUUCAAUCACAGAUACCAGCCUUCCAUUCAACAUUAAUCCAAGCUCUGGAGACAUUACCAUAAGCAGGCCACUCAAUAGAGAAGACACUGAUCAUUACAUUGUUAAAGUGUCUGCCCAUGACUCUGGUUGGACUGUAAGCACGGAUGUUACCAUAUUCAUAACAGAUAUUAAUGAUAAUGCACCUCGAUUUAGUCGCCCGUCUUACUACCUGGACUACCCCGAGCUCACAGAGGUGGGCUCUCUUGUUACUCAAGUGUACGCCACAGAUUCUGACGAAGGUAUUAAUGGCAAAAUUUUCUAUUUCAUUCGGUCCCAGUCAGAAUUUUUCCGAAUAAAUGCAACAACUGGUGAGAUAUUUGUAAAGCAGCUGUUAAAAUACCAGAAUUCAAGUGCAAGUAGCAUAAACAUAAAUCGCCACAGCUUCAUCGUAACAGCCUCAGAUCGGGCGGUCAAACCUUUGAUGAGUGAGACUACAGUAAUUGUGAACAUUGUGGACAGUAAUGACAAUCCACCUGUGUUCAGCUCCCUAAGCUACUUCACUCCUGUCACUAAGAGCGUUAAAGUUGGCACAAGACUGAUAAGAGUUGAUGCUCAGGACAAAAAGGACUUUGGCCUCAAUUCUGAGGUGGAAUACAUGAUAACAGGUGGAAACAGCUCUAGCAAAUUCAAACUAGAUAAGACCAGUGGAUGGGUUACUGUUGCCACCUCUUUGGUGUCAGAUAUGAAGAAGAUUUUCCUCAUGGACAUCACAGCCAGUGAUAAGGGUAACCCUCCUUUGUCAGCACAGACAUCAGUGAGAAUUGCAGUCACGGAGGAAAAUCAUCACACACCAGAGUUUUCACAGAGCCACAUCUCAGCCACUGUACCUGAAAGUCUUACUGUGGGAACGGCGAUAAGGACACUGUCAGCUAGAGACAAGGACAAAGAAACGAAUGGUGUCAUAACUUAUAAUAUCACAUCAGGCAAUGACAAAGGUUUGUUCACGCUCAACAGUAAAACUGGAGUGUUGUCUUUAGCUCAGCCUCUAGAUUUUGAGGAGAAUCAGCAGCACGAGCUCAGAGUCUCAGCCACAGACGGAGGCUGGAUUGCAAAAACAAGUUACGUGUCUGUGACCGUACAUGUGACUGAUGUGAAUGACAACCCUCCUGUGUUUGACCCCGAUGAGUACUUCCCUACUGUGCAGGAGAAUGUUCCUAGUGGCACAACUGUGGUUAAAAUGGACGCCACUGACCGAGAUUCAGGAGCUAAUGCUGUCAUGGCCUAUGUUAUCCAAUCAUCAGACAGUGACCUCUUUGUUAUUGACCCAAACUCUGGCACCAUCACCACCCAGGGCUUCUUGGAUUACGAGGCUAAGCAGGUCUACCAUUUAACAGUGAAGGCCUUCAAUGUCCCAGACGAGGAGCGCUGCAGCUUCGCCAAUGUCAACAUUCAACUAAAGGGAGCCAAUGAAUAUGUACCCCGCUUUGUCUCCAAACAGUACUACUUUGAAAUCUCUGAAGCUGCUCCAAAAGGCACAGUGGUCGGAGAAGUGUUUGCCAGCGAUCGAGACCAAGGAGAUGAUGGAGUGGUUCACUACCUCAUUUUUGGGAAGAGCAGGAAAAAAGGCUUUGGCAUUAAUAAGAGGACAGGUCAGAUUUAUGUCACAGGUACUCUAGAUCGUGAGAAAGAAGAAAAGAUAUCAUUAAAGGUGUUAGCCAAGAAUGCAGGCAGCAUCAGGGGAGCAGAUAUUGAUGAAGUUUUUGUGAAUAUCACCAUUCUUGAUGCUAAUGACCCACCUGUUUUUACACAAGAACUGUAUGAUGUGCAGGUUAGUGAAGGUCUCUCACCAGGAGGUCUGGUAACCUUUGUGAGCGCUGAGGACUCAGACUCUGUUCCAAGUUGGAGCAGAUUUACUUACUCCAUUUCUCCGGAGUUCGAUAAAAAUGUUUUUACUAUCAACCCUAAAACGGGCCAAGUGUCUGUGGCUGCAGAGCUGGACAGAGAAACGACUCCUGUUUAUAAUCUAACCAUUCUAGCCGUGGAUACUGGCACACCUCCUGCAACAGGAAGUACCACAGUUAUUGUGAAUCUGGAAGAUAUCAAUGAUAAUGGUCCAACUUUGACAAAAACGUAUGCUGAAGUAAUGGAGAACCAGAGAGCUGGCACUGGAGUGACAAUGUUAACAGCUUCUGACCCAGAUUUACCUCCCAACCAAGGCCCUUUCCUAUACAGUCUCCUCAGUUCUGGCUCUGCCAACAGCUAUUUCAGCUUAAGUCCAGCUGGAGUUUUAACUACGAGCAGAGAGAUAGACAGAGAACAAAUAAGUGACUUCUACCUCUCUGUUAUGAUUAAGGAUUCCGGUUUGCCUCAAAUGUCUUCCACAGGAACGGUCCGCAUCAAAAUAAAUGACCAGAAUGACAAUCCUUCUGAGCCAAGAUCCAUGGAAAUAUUUGUCCACUACUUUGGGAACAUGUUUCCUGGUGGUUCCCUGGGUGAUGUCAAACCCAGAGACCCAGACAUUCAGGAUAGGUUUCACUGCUCCCUUAUUCCACCAUCCUCUGGUCUGUUCAGUAUCCCAACUGGAACCUGCAAUCUCAACGCUAAAUCCCGUUCAACAGAUGGAACUUUUGAACUAACUAUUCGCAGUAGUGAUGGUGUCCAUGGAUCAGUCAGUAAUACGGCCAGGGUCGUCUUCAUGGGCUUCACCAAUGCUACAGUGGACAACAGCAUACUCAUUCGACUCCACACCCAAGGAGUCAGAGACUUCCUUAUGAACCACUACCUCAGCUUUUUACGCAUUUCCCAUUCCCAGCUAGCAGGACUGGGAACAGGGGUGCUCCUGUACGGAGCAUUUGAGCUUAACAAUCAGACUUUCCUGAUGGCAGCUGUUAAACGAGGCCAUGGACAAUAUGUGAACCCCAGUGGUGUAGCCACAUUCUUUCAAAGUAUCAAAGACAUUUUAUAUAGGCAGAGUGGGGUGCAAAUAGACGCCGUGGACCAUGAUCCUUGCACACACAACCCUUGCCAGAACGGAGGCAGCUGCAAACGGCGUCUCAGUGUCGGGCCUGAUAUGAAGACAGAAGAAAGUGUCCCAGUGAUCCUUGUUUCUAACAACCCCCUGCAGCCCUACGCCUGCAGCUGCAGACCAGGCUACACGGGAGCUCUGUGUGAGACAGACGUUGACGAGUGCCAGCCAUCACCCUGCCACAAUGGUGGCACCUGUCACAAUUUGGUGGGUGGUUUCUCAUGCACCUGUCCUGAAGGUUUCACGGGCAUGGCCUGUGAGAGAGAUAUCAACGAAUGUUUGUCCAAUCCCUGCAAAAAUGGAGCAAUGUGCCAGAACUUCCCUGGAGGUUUCAACUGCUUGUGCAAGUCAGGCUUUGCAGGCAAAACGUGUGAUUCCAUCAUCAAUCACUGUGAAUGUAACCCUUGUUUUAACGGUGGGUCCUGUCAGAACCGCGUGGAUGGAUAUUACUGUCAUUGUCCAUUUGGGGUUUUCGGCAAACACUGUGAACUGAACAGCUACGGCUUUGAGGAGCUCUCCUACAUGGAGUUUCCGUCUCUGGAUCCCAACAAUAAUUACAUAUAUAUUAAGUUUGCUACACUGCAGAGCAAUGCACUGCUUAUGUACAACCACGAUAACCAGACCGGAGACAAGGCGGAGUUCCUGGCUCUGGAGAUCUUCGAGGGACGGAUGCGAUUCUCAUUUAACCUCGGGAGUGGAACUUACAAACUCAUGACUAUGAUAAGAGUCUCAGAUGGGCAGUUCCACACAGUCAUCGCCAGGAGAGCUGGGAUGGCUGCAUCCCUCACUGUAGACCUGUGUGGCGAUGACCAAGAACCAGGCUAUUGUGCUGUGAGCAACGUGGCAGUACACACUGACUGGAUCCUGGAUGUUCAGCCCAACAGGCUCUCUGUGGGGGGUGUCAGGUCAAUAGAACCUGUCCUUCAUCGGCGUGGUCAGAUUGCCACCCACGACUUUGUCGGCUGCAUCAUGGAGUUUGCCGUCAAUGGCCGCCCAUUGGAGCCCAGUCAGGCGCUGGCAUCGCGUGGCAUCCUUGACAGAUGUCCAAGACUGGAAGGAGCCUGCACGGCGAACCCUUGCAGACAUGGGGGCACCUGUUUGGACCACUGGUCUUGGCAACAGUGCCAGUGUGUGGAUGGAUUCACAGGCAAAUACUGUGAAAAAUACAUUACACCAGACACCGCCCUGUCUCUAGAUGGUACCGGCAGACUGGAUUACUCCCUGAAGCAGGGUCCGAAACGCGACGUCCUGCUCCAACAGUCGCUGCAGGGUAGGCCUGUACAACGCGGCGGUCCCAGCAGCUUGGAGAUUAAGUUCAGGACACGCAGCAAGACUGGCACCCUGCUGCAUGUGCAGGAGAGCAGCAACUACACGACUGUAAAGCUGAGGAAUGGCAACAUCCACUACAUAUCAGAUGCAGGUGUUGGUGGGAAAGUGGAGCGGACCAUGGGAGACGUAGUGUUGUCUGACGGUCAUUGGCACACACUUCAGAUGGUGAAGAAUGGCUCAGCCACGGUGAUCCAGGUGGAUAGUGGUCACCCUAGGGUGAUCCAGCACAUGACACAGGACUUUGGGGGGCUUGAUGUUCUAACCUUCUCUCUUGGAGGGAUUCCACCAGGACCAGCCCAGCAGAAAACAGCAGCAGGUUUCGAUGGCUGUUUGGCGUAUGUGAAGUACAACAGGGAGAACCUGCCAUUCAGUGGAGAACACAGCCUUGUCACAAUAACAAAGACUAGUCCAUCUGUCAAGAUUGGUUGCAGAGGUCCCAACCUCUGUGAGAGCAAUCCCUGCAGAGACGGCCUAAUGUGUGUCAACCAGUGGUACACCUACCAGUGUGUCCCGCCUGGUGACUGUGCGUCUAAUCCCUGCCAAAACCACGGCAGCUGUGUGCCAGAUUCGUAUUCGGGUUACACCUGUGUCUGCUCUGAAUUCUACACAGGAAAGACAUGUGAAGCCUUGGUGGCCUGUCUGGGUGUACAGUGUCCUCAAGGUACUGUUUGCAAAACAGCCAACAAUGGAGGGUUCAUCUGCAGCCCGAUCCCCACGGCAGAGACAAUGGUCUUACCCAUCUGGGCAGUGCCUGCUAUUGUUGGCAGCUGUGCUACUGUUCUUGCCUUGGUGGUCCUCAGCCUGAUCCUGUGCAACCACUGCAGGGGCCGCCACAAGACUAAAGUGCCAAAGGAACCUAAGGAGAAGAAACCUAAGGAAAAGAAGAAGAAGAAAAAGAAGGGUAGUGAGAAUGUAGCUUUUGAUGACCCAGACAAUAUCCCACCAUAUGGAGAUGACAUGACAGUACGGAAGCAACCGGAGGGAAAUCCUAAACCAGACAUCAUCGAGAGGGAAAACCCUUAUCUGAUCUACGACGAAACAGACAUUCCGCUCACAAACGAGACUGUCCCUAGUGCUCCCUGCGCACCCUGCAACGGACCAGAGGCAGAUAUUGAGCACUAUGACAUCGACAAUGCCAGCAGUAUCGCUCCUUCUGAUGCAGACAUCAUCCAGCACUACAAACAGUUCCGCAGCCACACCCCCAAGUUCUCCAUCCAGAGACACAGCCCACUGGGCUUCGCCAGACAGUCACCCCUACCACUUGGUGCAACUAGUUACACCUACCAGCCUCAGUAUACACAAGCACUGAGAGCUACACCAUUAAGCCACUCCCACUCAGCCUGCCCCACUCCCAACCCUCUGUCCAGACACUCUCCAGCUCCUUUCACAAAACCCUCAUCCUUUUACCGCAACACUCCAACCAGAGAUCUCAAUCUGGCUCGUCGUGAGGGCAGUCCUUUAGACCUGCACAAUGACAUGUGUCAGCCUCCACCGAUGUUCAACUAUGCCACUCGGCUGGGGAGGCGGAGCAAAAGUCCACAGACCAUGGCAAGUCACAGCCACACCUCCAGGCCUGGAAGUCGGCUGAAGCAGCCGAUUGAGCAAAUUCCCCUGGAGACAGGUCCUCCUGUGGGGCUGUCCAUUGAGGAAGUGGAGCGACUAAAUACUCCACGCCCACGCAACCCCAGCAUCUGCAGUGCUGAUCAUGGGCGCUCCAGCUCAGAGGAGGACUGUCGCAGGCCACUGUCAAGGGUCCGCAACCCUGCAGAUGGCAUUCCAGCACCAGAGUCCUCCUCAGAAAGUGACUCGCAUGACUCCUUCACAUGUUCAGAGAUGGAGUAUGACCGUGAAAAACCUGUAUCUUAUACAUCAAGGGUCCCCAAGCUCUCACAAGUCAACGAGUCAGAUGCCGACGAUGAGGACUAUGGUGGGAGGCUCAAGCAGAGGCGUUACUCAAGUAGGAGGGCAGAGGGGGGGCCUGGAGUUUCCCAGAUGCCCCCUGGAGAUCAGCAUUAUACAUUGCCCCAUAAACUGGGCCAGCAAGCUGGGGGGUUUAACUGGGACAAUCUCUUGAACUGGGGCCCUGGCUUUGGGCAAUAUGUGGACGUGUUUAAGGACUUAGCCUCGCUUCCAGAGAAUGCAGGGGCAAAAGACAUUGAAAUGAACAGUGGAGAUGGUUCAGUGACUAUUUUAAAUGAAGGGGAAGCUGAGCAAUACGUAUGAGACUAUUUAUUAUGUUGUAGAACAUGGUAACGUUCUUUGCUUUUUAUAAAUGAGACUGUAUAUAUCAGAGUGCGUUGGACUUUUUGAAAAUAUGCGACGACUCUCAAUGCAGUAAGGCAGAAAAAUGGCACCUGUGACGUGACAGAGAUUUUUCAUUUGCCACCUUGGAAUCAUUUUCCAGUCUUUAUUUAAGUUUUAAUCUCAUCUGUACAAACAUGCAUUCAUCUGUGAGGCCUCAUUACGACGAAUCACUGAUGCCGCUCACCUCAAAGAGGAAUGAAAAAAAAAAAAAAAUUACGGCUGAACUCAAUUUAGUGACUGCAGAGUUCCUUCCAGAUUAUCUCGAUCAUGCAUUGCUGUGUUUUAUUAACCACGAUUUGUCUUUCCAGAAAACUUCUUUGUGACAUCCAAAGCUAAGAGAUAAGAGUGCAGAUUAUGUUAACACUCUGAGGGAAUAAAAUUCCAAUGGGCCAUGAAGCUGAAGAAAAAAAAUCAUAGUUUUGGUUGGUUUAAAAGGUUCCAUUUUUUUAUUUGCCUAAAUGGAAGCACAUGUGUUUGAUCUGGACUGCACCUGUUGCUGACAGGACACGGCACUCAGACUGAAUCGGAGUACACCCAUUUGCUUGUACGGUAUUUGAGACCUCACCAAUGCCAUGAUCCCUGUAUGUUUUCUCACAGAAGACUGGAUAAAUGCUUCGAGUGUGGGGGGGUCUUUAUGUCUCCUGCCUUACAAACUUUUGAGGAUUUCAGUAACUGGGUGGGGGAAGCACUUUGUUAUCUUUUUUCCAGCUUAAGUUAAGUUGGAGUGGUUUUCUUCUUUUCUUUCCCAGAUUUCUGUUACAUCUGUUAUAUCUGUGUGUUCUGACAACCCAAGUUGUUUUUCAGGCAACGACGAUGAUGAAGUCGAUAAUAAUGUACAGUAACGCUCUUAUAGACCUUUCCCCAACUAAACACUAUGAACCUGUGUACAUUUACAAAAAAAAAAAAAAAAAAACAUGAACAAUUGUGGUUUUAUUAGUUGUUGGUGUUCUUGUCCAUUUUUUUUUACAUGUAUGGUUUCUACAUUUUGUACUGUUUAUUAACUUAAUUACUUAAGCUGUGUUUUUAUUGAUAUUUUCAUAUGCAGAAAAGUAUGUUCUUACUUUCGGGGAAAGUAAGAUUAAAGACUUAUUUUUUACAUUUGUUACAUAUGUAACAUCAGUAUUUUCCACUUUUGAUAUAACUAUAACAUGCUGUAUGCUUUGUACCUGUAAAAAGCCAAUAACAGAAUAAAAAAAAGUAUUUAUUUAAAA